Messenger RNA from Haemorhous mexicanus (house finch), 1126 nucleotides. RefSeq names its product OXA1L mitochondrial inner membrane protein (gene OXA1L). NCBI's taxonomy places the organism in Eukaryota, Metazoa, Chordata, Aves, Passeriformes, Fringillidae. Gene Ontology annotation, molecular function: membrane insertase activity. Gene Ontology annotation, biological process: mitochondrial respiratory chain complex IV assembly; protein insertion into mitochondrial inner membrane from matrix. The record is from RefSeq and is a predicted model, not a curated record. Gene Ontology annotation, cellular component: mitochondrial inner membrane.
CUUCUUCCUGCUCCCCUCAGGCCGCCAUGAUGGCGGCGGCGACCCCGCGGCUGCGGCCGCUGCUGCGCGCCCUGAGGGCUCAGAGGUUUCGGGGUCCCGUGUGGUGCUGCGGAGCCCCGGCCGUGAGGGGGGUGGCGAGCGACGCAGGGCAGCCCCCUCCCCCCACCCCUCCCCCACCCUCACCCCCUCCCCAAACCCCAGAACCUCCAGAAUUUUUGGGAAAUUCCCCAAAUUUGGGGGAGCUCCGUUUGGAGGAGCUGGGGCUGGGGGGUUCCACCCCCGUGGGAAUGAUCCAGAACCUUCUGGAAUUUCUGCACCUGGACCUGGGGCUGCCCUGGUGGGGAGCCAUUGCUGCAGGCACGGUUGGGGCUCGAAUCCUGCUGCUGCCGCUGGUGCUGCGGGGUCAGCGCGAGGCCGCCCGGCUCUCCCGGCACCUCCCCCAGCUCCAGCGCCUCUCCCAGCGCGUGGCCGAGGCCCGGCGCGGCACCGACCCCAACCAGGUGGCCGUGGCUUACUCGGAAUUGGUUUCGUACCAGCGACGUCACGACGUGAAUCCGCCGGGCUUCCUGGUGCCCCUCGUGCAGACCCCCCUGUUUGUGUCGUUUUUCUUCGCCCUGCAGGGGAUGGCGGCGGCGCCGGUGCCGGGGCCUGCAGGGGGGCUGGGCUGGUUCCCCAAUUUGGCCGCCCCCGACCCCUUCUACGUCCUGCCCGUGCUGGUCACGGCCUCCACCUGGCUGGUGCUCGAGUUAGGGGCGGAGACGGGCGUGUCCGCGCCGGGGGCGGGAGCUGUCCGUCAAAUCCUGAGGCUCCUCCCCCUCCUCUUCCUGCCCUUCAUCGUGCACUUCCCCACCGCCAUCUUCACCUAUUGGCUGACGUCCAACAGCUUCAGCCUAUUGCAGACGGGGCUGCUGCGAGUCCCCGCCCUCCGCGCCAAACUGGGCGUGGCUCCGCCCCUGGCCACGCCCCCGGCUCCGCCCACCGGCCCCGCCCCCCAGGGCAAGGGCGGGAUCCUGAAACAGCUGAAAAAAGGUGAAAAAAUGGGAAAUUUGGGCCAAAAAAAUGGGGAUUUUUGGGGGAAUUCGGGGAUUUUGGGAGAGUUUGGGAUUUGGGGUGAAAUUUUGUAGAU